ACUCAAUUUCAUAAAUGUAAGCUUUAUAAAUACUCUUGUCGAUAAAUAUAUCUGAUCGGGCAGUGUAUAUGGUGACUGACAGGUGAUGUCAUUAUUCUUACGUAGUACGUUGCUUUUAAUAAACUUGCAUUGACAGUUAUCAAAGUCGUGUGAUAUUAUCUUUAGUUAAGCGUGCAUGAAACUAAAGAACUGAUUGAUAAAUUGCACUGAACUAUAAUUAACUGUCAUCAUUAAAAUAUGCCGGGGUAAGCAUUAGUGUAAUUUUUUUGAACAAAUUUAUAGACUGGUGACCAUUAAAUGUUUACUUCAUCCACUUGAUCAAGCAGCGUUACAGGAAUGUCGUUGGAUCAUAUGUUCUGUUCUCGAUGCCGAGAGGGCUUUGUGGCACACGAAAAGAUAGUUAAUUCUCAUGGUGAAUUAUGGCAUCCUCAGUGUUUCGUAUGUGCACAAUGUUUUCGACCAUUUCCAGAUGGAAUUUUUUAUGAAUUCGAAGGCUACAAGUAUUGCGAGCAUGACUUUCAUGUUUUAUUUGCACCUUGCUGCGGCAAAUGUGGAGAAUUUGUCAUUGGUAGAGUAAUAAAGGCAAUGAAUGCAAAUUGGCAUCCAGGAUGUUUUCGGUGUGAAGAAUGUAAUGGAGAAUUAGCAGAUGCAGGUUUUAUCAAAUGCCAAGGCAGAGCUCUUUGCCAUACCUGUAAUGCUCGCGUAAAAGCUGGUGCUCUUGGAAAGCAUAUUUGUCAUCAAUGCCAUGGCGUUAUCGAUGAUAAACCAUUGCGUUUUCGUGGUGAAGUUUACCACCCGUAUCAUUUUAAUUGCACGGCAUGUGGAAUAGAACUUAAUUCAGACGCAAGAGAAGUUCGUUCUAGGCCAGGUUAUGCUGCCAAUGAAAUGAAUGAAUUAUAUUGUUUGAGAUGCCAUGAUAAAAUGGGUAUUCCUAUUUGCGGUGCUUGUCAUCGGCCUAUAGAAGAACGCGUUGUAACUGCAUUAGGAAAACAUUGGCACGUAGAACAUUUUGUAUGUGCAAAAUGUGAGAAGCCGUUCCUUGGACAUCGUCAUUAUGAGAAAAAAGGUCUUGCAUAUUGUGAAACACAUUAUCAUCAACUUUUCGGAAAUCUUUGUUUUGUAUGCAACCAAGUAAUUUCUGGUGAUGUUUUUACAGCCUUAAAUAAGGCAUGGUGUGUUCAUCACUUUGCAUGCGCGUUUUGUGAUCAGAAGAUGAAUCAAAAAACAAAAUUCUUUGAAUUUGAUUUAAAACCCGCAUGCAAGAAAUGUUACGAUAAAUUCCCCCAGGAACUAAAGAAGCGUAUGCGACGAAUGUACGAUUCCAAUCCCAAAAGGAUACCAGCUUAAUAUUUUAUAUCAGAUGGAAAAAGAAAAGAUGAUCUUAAUAUUUUCUUAACAUUUUUUUAAUGUUUUCCUAUCUUUAAUAUGUAAUCUUUGCAUUAAGGUGCCUUAUGAAACCACAGAUAAAAUUUGUUAUAUAUUGAGAUAUGUUAUACUAAUUAUUAAAGGAUAAAUAUUGACGUACCACUA
Molecule: messenger RNA, 1530 nt
Organism: Vespula pensylvanica (western yellowjacket)
Lineage: Eukaryota; Metazoa; Arthropoda; Insecta; Hymenoptera; Vespidae
Gene: stck
Product: LIM and senescent cell antigen-like-containing domain protein 1
Exons: 7
Coding region: 337-1347 (336 amino acids)
Biological process (GO): positive regulation of integrin-mediated signaling pathway; cell-cell junction organization; positive regulation of substrate adhesion-dependent cell spreading
Cellular component (GO): cytoplasm; cell-cell junction; focal adhesion
Source: RefSeq, a predicted model, not a curated record